Messenger RNA from Trematomus bernacchii (emerald rockcod), 4875 nucleotides. RefSeq names its product protein NLRC3-like. The transcript has 17 exons. Gene Ontology annotation, biological process: regulation of apoptotic process. Lineage: Eukaryota; Metazoa; Chordata; Actinopteri; Perciformes; Nototheniidae. The record is from RefSeq and is a predicted model, not a curated record. The coding region runs from base 18 to 3881 and encodes 1287 amino acids. Gene Ontology annotation, molecular function: protein binding.
CUUUCAGACGGGAGAAGAUGAGUGAUUUAACAGAUGAGGAAGAGGAUAAAUCUCCAGUCUCCAGCUGUCUGUCUCUAAAGAGUGAGCGGUCUAAAGAGGACCCUCCAGACUUCAGUAAUGAACCUGGACCCUCAAGAACCAGAGCUGGCCUGCAGACAGCCAGUCAGAACAGCUCUGUACGAGGGAUGGUAGGUCGGUAUGAACAUAGGCUCAGUCUGAGGAGGAGAUGUGAACGUGUGACUGAAGGAACUGAUGAAAGUGAAACCCUCCUCAACAGGAUCUUCACUGAGCUCUACAUCACACAAGGCCAGAGUGAAGAGGUUAAUACCCAACAUGAGGUGAGGCAGCUGGAGACAGCUUCCAAGAAGAAGACCCUUCAUGAAACUCCAAAGACCCUUCAUGAAACUCCAAUCAAGUGCCAGGACAUCUUCAAAGCCUUACCUGACCAACAGACUCACAUCAGAGCGGUCCUGACCAACGGAGUCGCUGGAGUUGGAAAAACCUUCUCAGUGCAGAAGUUCACUCUGGACUGGGCCGAGGGUUUGGAAAACCAAGAUGUCAGUCUGGUGAUCCCGCUCUCCUUCAGGGAGCUGAACCUGAUCAAAGGUGAGCAGUACAGUCUUCUCAGGCUGCUCCAUGUUUUCCAUCCAACCUUACAGAAGGUCACAGCAGAGCAGCUGGCUGUCUGUAAAGUGCUGCUCAUCUUUGACGGCCUGGAUGAAAGCAGACUUUCUCUGGAUUUCAGAAACAAUGAGGUUGUGUCUGAUGUCUCACAGCAGUCCUCAGUCAACAUGCUGCUGACAAACCUCAUCAGGGGGAAGCUGCUUCCCUCGGCUCUCGUCUGGAUAACUUCCAGACCUGCAGCGGCCAAUCAGAUCCCUCCUGAGUGUGUGGACAGGGUAACAGAAGUACGAGGCUUCACUGAUGCCCAGAAGGAGGAGUACUUCAGGAGGAGAUCGAGUGAUGAAGACCUGUCCAGCAGAAUCAUCUCUCACAUCAAGAGCUCCAGGAGCCUCCACAUCAUGUGUCUGAUCCCAGUCUUCUGCUGGAUCACUGCUGCAGUUCUGGACCACAUGUUGACUACAAACCAGAGAGGAGAGCUGCCCAAGACCCUCACUGACAUGUACUCACACUUCCUGCUGGUCCAGACCAAGAGGAAGAAGCAGAAGUAUGGAGAGGGACAUGAGACGAGUCCACAGCAGCUGACGGAGGCAGACAGGGAGCUUAUUCUGAAGCUGGGGAGGCUGGCAUUUGAACAUCUGGAGAAAGGAGACAUCAUGUUCUACCAAGAAGACCUGGAGCGCUGUGGUGUUGAUGUCACCGAGGCCUUGGUGCACUCAGGAGUUUGUACACAGAUCUUCAAAAGAGAGAGUGUGAUCUUCCAGAAAACAGUCUACUGCUUUGUUCAUCUGAGCAUUCAGGAGUUUCUGGCUGCAGUCUACAUGUUGCACUGUUACACCAACAGAGACACAGAGGUACUGAAGGACUUCCUGCAGAGAGACUAUAACAACAGGUAUAACAGUGAUCAGGAUUACCCAUCCCUGGAUGUCUUCCUGAAGAGCGCCAUGGAGAAAUCCCUCAGAAGUGAAAAUGGCCACCUGGACCUGUUUGUACGCUUUCUCCACGGCCUCUCUCUGGAGUCCAACCAGAGACUGUUAGGAGGCCUGCUGGGUCACACAGACAACCGUCCAGAAAUCAUCCAGAGAGCCAUCAGCAACCUGAAGGAGAUGAACAGUGAUUAUAUCUCUCCUGACAGGAGCAUCAACAUUUUCCACUGUCUGACAGAGAUGAAGGACCACUCAGUACAUCAGGAGAUCACAGAGUUCCUGAAGUCAGAGAACAGAUCAGAGAAGGAACUCUCUGUGAUCCACUGCUCUGCUCUGGCCUACAUGCUGCAGAUGUCAGAGGAGGUUCUGGAUGAGUUUGACCUGAAUCAGUACAAAACAUCAGAUGAGGGACGACGGAGACUGCUUCCAGCUGUGAGGAACUGCAGGAAGGCCAAACUUUCUAACUGUGGACUCUCAGAGACUGAAUGUGAAGUCGUGGCCUCAGCUCUGAAGUCUGACCCCUCCCAUCUGAGAGAUCUGGACCUGAGUCGGAAUAAGCUGCAGUAUUCACGAGGGAAGCUGCUGAGUUCUGGACUAAAGAGUCCAAACUGCAGACUGGAGACUCUCAGACUGUGGGCCUGCAGUUUGUCAGAGAUCAGCUGUUCUGCUCUGAUCUCAGCUCUGAAGUCCAACCCUUCCCAUCUGAGAAAUCUGGACCUGGGUGAGAACGAUCUGAAGGAUUCAGGAGUGAAGCUGCUGAGAGAUCUUCUGGAGAGUCCAGACUGCAGACUGGAGAAUCUCGGACUGGAGAGCUGCAGUUUGUCAGAGAUCAGCUGUGCUGCUCUGAUCUCAGCUCUGAAGUCCAACCCCUCCCAUCUGAGAUAUCUGGACCUGAGUUGGAACUAUCUGCAGGAUUCAGGAGUGAAGCUGCUGAGUUCUGGAUUAAAGAGUCCAGACUGCAGACUGAAGACUCUCAGACUGAGUGGCUGCAGGUUGUCAGAGAUCAGCUGUUCUGCUCUGAUCUCAGCUCUGAAGUCCAACCCCUCCCAUCUGAGAGUUCUGGACCUGAGUGCCAACGAUCUGCAGGAUUCAGGAGUGAAGAUGCUGAGAGAUCUCCUGGAGAGUCCAGACUGCAGACUGGAGACUCUCGGGAUCAGAGAUGAUGAGAUAAUCAGAGCCAAGAUCCAGAAGACCUGUGACUCCGAUGUGGAACAGGAAGUGAAGACAGAAAGAAAGGCUCCUGAAUCCUUCUCACCUGAAAACACAACUGGAUCUUCAUACUGGUUCAGGUGUCCUGGUCCAGGUGAGUUCCAGUGUGCUUCGACUGGCCUGGUGUUCGUCAUGGCUCAGGAGGCGGAGCUUCUGUACAGGACGGUCCCUUGGGAGGAGAGCCUCCUCCAAUCAGCUGGCAAGCAGGCAGCAGGGCCGCUGUUCGACGUGAAGAGUUCUGUUGAAGCUGCCGUCGUCCAGCUCCACCUGCCACACAGUGAGACAGAGGAAGCGCUGCUCCUGGACGGCCUGUUGUCUGUCGUCCACAUCACUGAUGAAGGCCUGAGCAUCUUGGAGCCGCUGGAGGUCACACGCACUCACGUGGUGGUGAAGGUGCCUCACCUCUCUCUUUUUGGCCUGGUCUGGGAUAUCAUAAAAAGGGUUCUGCUUCUUCGGAUAAAGGGCCAAGUUCUGGUUUUCCUUCAACCCCCGUUCAGAGAAGAUCAAAUACUGGAUGUAUUUCUGCUGCAGAAAAACGUCCCCAAGGAGGUUGUUAAACAAGAAGGACAUGCUGUGCACAUCAAAAUCCCCCGUGACUGUGAGCUGGAACUGUAUAAAGGUUACAGUGUGCACUGUGAACCUGAGGGCUUCCAUAUACAGCCUGAGCGUCAAGAAUUUGACUCAAGUUUUGGACCAGAUUACAAUCCAACAUUUCAAGUUUUCGUGAAGACGGGCACAGAGAGAGUGGUUUUGAAGGUCAAGGACCAAGAUGGAAAUAUAGUCUGGAAUUGUCUCGUGCCACUGGAAGUUCCAAGACAUGCAUUGUCCCAGAGAAAUGUCCGAGCAGAGAGCAGGGACCCAGCAGACCAGUGGUUGUUCUCAGUUCGGAUAGAGUUCAAAGAAAGAGUGUCUCAAACUGUGCUGAACGACCUUCUGGAUAAACUCUUUCAGUCUAAAGUGAUCAGUAAAUCUGAAAUGGAUUCAGCCAGAAACAAAUCCCGAAAUGACGGAGCACGAGAGGUGGUGGACGUGGUGCGAAAUAAAGGAGCUGCAGCCAGCAGGGUUCUGAUCAAUGCUCUCCGUGAGCUGGACCCGUAUCUUUACGAAGAGCUCCACUCGAGCUGAACCUCGUGGAGUAUGUGUGACAGUUGAAAUCUAGUCCUGUGUUUUGUUACCUGUAACUAUUUCCCCUUGUCCUUGAAGGUAACACAGAUUCUGAGCGAAGGCUACUUUCCUUCUCCCCUUUCUCCUGGACUCCCUCCUGAGAGCAGCUACCCGGGCUUGUUCUUAUUUUACCAUUUGUACUGACUUCUGGGUCAGAUUUGGGAUUUUGGGGCAUUUGGUACCUCGGCGUGCGAUUGGGAGUUCUGUUUGUUUUGUGUGAUCAAACUGCAAAGACCUGUACCUGUUGGUGACUGUAAGUAUAAUAUAUAUAUAUAUAUAUAUAUAUAUAUCUUAGAUGGUGAAUUAAACCUACGUGGCAAUAGUGAACAAACUUUUUUCCCGAAGUAUAAAGAAAACCAAGUCCAUGCUUUGGAUGUCUUUUAACCUGACUGUUCUUUCACCUGCACUAUUUCUAUUCAAAUCUAUGUGCUCUGUUUCAUUGCACUGUUUUUAUUUUGGUGUUAUCACUGUAUUUUUUGUCCUUUAUAUAAUAUGUUGCACUGUUGGAGGAGCUCGGGACCUAAGAUGUUCAUUACCAUAACUACACUGUAGAUGCUGUGCACAUGAUAAUAUAACCCUUGAGUCUUGAAUGAUUGCAUUGAGUCAGAAUGGGGACAUCUGCUAGUCUACUCUUGGUAUUGCAUACACGUAGACGGCAUAAAAGAAAUGUACAAAUAUAAGUGAACUUUUCUGUUAACAUUUAAUCUUCUUGAAAUUUAACUCGAGAAGCGGCAUUGGAUAUUUUAGUGCUAACAGUGAGUGGUGCAGGAAUGUCGUAUUUCUGUGUUGGUCCCUGAAGGCAGCAUCUCCCUGCUCCAACGUUGACAUAAACAUCUUUCUCAGCUCAUGAAUCCAUGAAUUGGUCCAAUAAAUCUUUGUCCUAUAAACGUCCCAGGUCCCCUACAGUCUGCACUGCUUCUUCCAAUAUAAUAAUAAAUCAACAAACUCCAUGUAA